CGCGUACGCAUCCAAUCGUGCGUCCUAUGCAAAUCGUAUUUAAAAUUUCCCCGGGAAAUCUGAGUUUCGCGGGAGGGCCCUUCGCGCUUAAACUGCAUCCCCUCAUUCAUUGUCAGCUUCCUGGAGCCAUUUUUCAGUUUGUCGGUGGAGCGCUUCUCGUCUUCCUCAAAAUCCAAAGCAUCUGCCCUCUACCCGCCACCAAUAUAAACUCAUUCACGGCCAGAUGGAUAGCUGAGACUUUAAUCUCACACUCGCCGUGCGUAUUUGUGAAAUAAACGCGGCGGAUUAGCAGAAAAACGAACUUAAACUGCAAGAGGGACAAAGGACACCAGAGUCCACAACGAUGAGAAGAGGCGUCCCAUCAGCCCCGGAAAAAGUCAUAAUCGCAGGGGUUGGUGGCUCUUCGCUGGACAAAAACGCAGUUUUAACAGCACUGUCCGAUCGCUUCACAUCUAAUCUGUCCACUGCCACAUAUAUACAGAUUAUAACCCCGCCGCCAUGCAUUACACAGACCGCCAAUGUCUGCCUGUCCGAUCCACCGGCGGCCAGUUUAUACAGCACGCCGAACGGAACACAUGGAACCGGACAGCGACCCGCGUUAGGACGACCACCGGCAAAAAGACGGUUGGCACUGGAUGACUCGGAUCACCUUUACAUGAGCGAAGGAGCUAAAACACCCAAGAUACAAACAGGAACUCCACUUGGUGUUAUUAAGGGAAAUAAAACCCCGAAGUCUCCAUCAGAGAAGACGCGGUACGAUACCUCAUUGGGUUUAUUAACGAAGAAGUUCUUGCAGCUUUUGGCGCAGUCGUCUGACGGCGUGGUGGACCUGAACCAGGCCUCUGAGAUCCUUAAAGUCCAGAAGAGACGCCUCUACGACAUCACCAAUGUUCUUGAGGGGGUUCACCUCAUUAAAAAGAAAUCUAAAAACAACAUUCAAUGGAUGGGCUGCAGUCUGUCUGAAGUGGGUGGAGUUUUGUCUGAGAGAGAGACUCUGAGCAGUGAAAUAACACAGCUUGUCGAGGAAGAGCGCAGACUCGAUGAGUUGAUCCAGAGCUGCACACAGGAAGUCAAGCGGAUGACAGAGUCAUCACAUAGUCAAAAGUUUGCAUACGUAACGUAUCAAGACUUGCGUCAGGACCGUGGACUGAGAGAUCAGACUGUAAUCGUGGUCAAAGCGCCUUCAGAAACUAAACUUGAGGUGCCUGAUCCCCAAGAGGGUCUACAGGUGCACCUGACCAGCACAAAGGCUCCUAUAGAUGUCUUCUUGUGUCCAGAUGAGAACACAGUUGAAAGCCCUGUGAAAAAUGGCAACUGUGGUGUUAAGGGCAAUUCCUCGCCUUUCAUGAAAGUAUUAGAUGAUGCUUCUUCCAGUCGUUCUGGUCCAGCUGUGACUGUUACCAGCCUGUCCCCCAUCACGUCCCCAUUCACCAGUCUUCUUCAGCAAACAGAAGAUCAGAUCCCCAGCAAUGAAGGGCCCUUCAUCAGUCUGGGCACCCCACUGUUCAGUGAUGAUUACCUGAUGAGCCUCGAAGAGGAGGAGGGAAUCACAGACCUCUUUGAUGACCUGGACAGGCUUCCAAAUAUAGAUGAUCUCUUGUGCAAUUAAGGAUGUUCCUCAACCAUCUGGACUCAGGUCUGACUCGAUCAAACACCUGCUUCACUUGAGUGAUCCCAAGUUGUCAGCAGCCUUGUGUUGGGUUCACACUGCCAGUGUUUUUUAAUCACAGUAGAUCACUGGUCUCCAAGCUGUUGGUUUCUUGUAUGUGGUCUUACUCCUCCGUGGCAUCCACCUGUUUGCAGAUAGCGGGCUGCUAUCUGCACUUUAAUUGGUUGCCACAUUGCUUUGCUGCUUGUAUGCAUCAUCAUUGCUGAUGCCAAAAUGACUUUUUGAUUGUACGGAUCACUGGCAGUGUGAACAGAUGGGCUUCCUAAACCAGGAUUUCUCUCUUAACAUCUUUACUUUUAGAUCUGCCUCACAGAGCCAGAAAUCAAAAUUAAAUCUUCGCCCCCAAUCUUCACCGUUCUCUUUUUUACGAGCUUCAUGGAAACGGAUGUGUUGGUAAUUUGCUCUGAAUGUGGUAAUGUUCUUAAGCGUUAACCAGGGUUAAGGUAAAUGAAACUAAGCUGUAAACGUGCAGGCGAUUUCCCAGGUAGACACUGACAACUGCUAAAGCUGAAAUAAUAUCAUCUUUUGCCUCAACCUAUGUAUUGAAUUUAAGACAUUCAUUCAAACCUAUCGUAAUUAUUUCUGCUUUAAAAAGUGACACUUGGGUGACUCUCGCAAAUAAAUGUUUUACCACAAACCCAAAAGACACAUUUUGCAUAUAAAAGGAAACUUAUGAUCAGGACCAUGAAGGUUUGCUCUAUUCUUUGAAUUGUGGCAUUUAUAAAACUGCCAAUUUAACAUUCUUAUUAAUUUUAAGAUGCAUAUAUAUGAAUAUAUAUAAACAAUAUUUAAACAAGCAAAAAAAUAAAAAAAUAAAUAUAUUUUCUGCAUAACAGUAAUGAGAUCGUAGUCUCAUUCACAAUGAGCUUUGAAGGUCAUAGUGGUGGUCUUAAAAAUUGGCUCAAUUUUUUUGCAAAUGUUUCUCUUUACCUUAUUAGGGUAAAUAUCAGGGUGUACAUAUCCUGAAUAUUUCUUAUGUAUUUGUGAGAUUCACUCACAAAGGGUCACUGUUGGCUUAUGUCAUGCUGUCAUGCAGUUCCUGUCAUUGUAUUCAGGUAGAUCAGUGAUAAUUUGCAUUGGUAACUUAAACGUUUGUCAGAUUUUAGACUUAUGACAUCAGUACAGUGCAUUAAUGGGAAAAUUAAAUGUGUGUGUUUGAACUGAAGGAAGUAAAGUCCAGAAUUGUAUGGUUUGUGAGCUGUCAACACACCUCAAGAGUGCCUGCAGACGUCUUUUAGUGGAUUCUUUAAUGCUACCUAUACCAUAUUGUUAUAAUGAAACAGAAAAGUCUUAUUUGUUUGUUUCCCAUCGCUUAACCUGCUUUUAAAUGCAGGGCAGGUGCCCUUGGUCAAGAAGCCAUUUGUAAAUUGUGUGGUAUACUUAGUAAAAUCAAUAUCAUUUUUAUAAGGCACUAGGUACUAUGUUCUACCUCUAAACCUAUGUUUAUGAUAUAUAAUUUACAGAAAUAUGUCUUUAUUAUAAUUAUUAUUUUAUUCUUUAUCAUCCCCUGAACAAAUUGACUCAAUCCCACCUAGUAGCCACAUGAAACGGCUCCAUCCUUGGAUGCACCUGGAUGGUGUUUUUGGUUGGAUGAUCUUGCCUUUUCUUCUCAAACUGAUUGUUGCUUAUAAUGAAAUAGAAAUUUUCUUUUUUGUUUUCAUGACAUCAUGCUACUGCAUCUUAAAAUAAUGCUUGGAUUUUUUUUUUAUAGUUAUGCGGUUGAGUAGCUUUUCGUACUAGGUUUUGCAUCGACCCUUAUCCCACUGUAGGGCAAUGUAACAUACUUGCAGGUUUUACAUAAUAAUAAUAAGUUGCUUAAAUCGGUACACUGUAAAAAAAAAGACUUAGGGUUUGUCCACACAAAGCCGGUGCAUUCCCUAUCCGAUCAUUUUUUUCCUCGUUCUAAAAAAAUAAUCAGUAAACACGGCGUCGUCUCAAGAAAUAUCUGCGCACACACGAAACCACUGAAACCAACUGAAAGCGGUGUAGUAUAUAUGCCAGACCAGUAUGGGGCGCUGUAAUUCUGCCACAGAUAUACACUAUACACAGAGAAGAAGACUUUGAGCAUGCGCAUAACCUUGCGUGCUGUAUACGAACCAAGAAGAAGAAGUGAUGGCGAAUGCAACAACUUCAAGUGCAAUAGCUGAGUUUUUCUCCUGGUUGUCUUCCGCGGUGGAUCUAAGAGCAUGUGGCGUAUGGUGUUGUCCAUUAUCGCUUGUUGCUCACCACAAUUGCAAUGAAGCAAAAGAUUAAGCUAGUAAUACAGCUAGUAGGCUUAGUAGCUUCUGUAGCACGAACACAAUCAUGUAGUCCGCCAUUAUUGUUGUUGCUGUUACGUGUGACCCUGCCGACACGUGAUGUGAUGACGUUUUCGCUUCACAAAAUACGGAUUGGCUGUACACACGAAACCGCAAGGGUGUCGAUUUCAGAUUUAUCCAGUUUCAAAAAAUAGCGGUUCCAGUCUCCCAAAACGCCGGAUCCGUGUGGACGAAACGCCAAUACGAUAAAAAAAACGUAUACAGUGAUACGCGUCUCCGUGUGGACAGCCCCGUAGUUACCUGGCUGCUUUAAAAUUUUGAAUUAAUUCAACUUAAAAAUAUUAGUUGACAAUUAUUUUUUUUUAGAUAAUAAUAUAAGUUGAAUUAACUCAAGAUUUUAAUGCAACCAGAUAACUUUCUUCUUAAGUUGAACCAACUUUUUACCAGUGUAUGAAGCCGGUUUCAAGCAGGAUUCAAGGAUGGUGGCGAGUGAAUGAACAUAUUGAGUAUAAGAAGAGUUUGGUAUGAUUUGUAAUGCAGAUCAUUGCAUAAAGUGUCUGUUUAUGACACUAAUACACAUGCCAGUUUUGACGUUCAUUUAUAAACCUUUAUCUUGAUUUUUUUUGAAGCCCCAUCAAUGUCAAGGGUAUUUUAGCUCUAUUUCUUGCACAAACUCCAGAAUUUAUCAUUGUAAAUAUCCACAAGUGAUGGUGAAGCUCUUCCAUAUUUAUUUAACAAAAGAAUUUAACAUGAAUUUUACUUAUUUAAUUUACUAAAAUUAAAACUAUACUCAUCAAUGAUAUUUUGAUACCACAUGCAGUUUCUUUACGUGCUGUUCUGUUUGUUACUCUUUUCCCCUUUCAAUCUUUUUGUUUCCGCAUGUUUUGAUCUCAUUCUUGUUAAUACUGAUUCAGUUAUAGGAAUGGAUGAGAUGAAUAUCUGUAUGUUUCACUUUGCUAAAUAUAAUGAACACAAUUCUGUUCACAAUGUAUUUUCUAUUGUAUACAAGCAUGAAUGUGACUAUGGUGUGAAAACGUGUAAAAUAUUAGGUUUUUAUUUCUAUUGUGUGAUAUCGUUUGAUUGAAGAAUUAGCUUUGUAUAUGAAAGUUUGUUGACUGCUUUGAAAUAAAUUGUACAUAAAUAUUUGAAAAAGAGGCUUCUAGUAGGAAACAAUUGAUGGUAAUUUGUCUUUUAUUAAGAUGGCUUGUGAAGAACAUUAUCAAAUUAAAGCAAUAUCAUGACAAUGCA
Molecule: messenger RNA, 5175 nt
Organism: Paramisgurnus dabryanus
Lineage: Eukaryota; Metazoa; Chordata; Actinopteri; Cypriniformes; Cobitidae
Product: transcription factor E2F3-like
Biological process (GO): regulation of transcription by RNA polymerase II
Cellular component (GO): RNA polymerase II transcription regulator complex
Molecular function (GO): DNA-binding transcription factor activity, RNA polymerase II-specific; RNA polymerase II cis-regulatory region sequence-specific DNA binding; protein dimerization activity
Source: RefSeq, a predicted model, not a curated record